Messenger RNA from Lethenteron reissneri (Far Eastern brook lamprey), 9327 nucleotides. RefSeq names its product GRIP and coiled-coil domain containing 2 (gene GCC2). Lineage: Eukaryota; Metazoa; Chordata; Hyperoartia; Petromyzontiformes; Petromyzontidae. The record is from RefSeq and is a predicted model, not a curated record.
GUCACGAGUCUCAACGGAGCACCCGGAACCCGGGGCUCGGCGACGCGGACUUCUGGCUCGACCCUCGCCGCGCUGUCUCCGCGCUCUCUCCGCAGGGCUCCUAGAAGCGCCGGCAUGGAGGACCCUCAGCAGGAGGCUGGGGCUGUCAGCAUCCCAAGGACAGAAGGCCGCUCAAAGCUUGACUCCCUCUCAAAGGAAGACCUCGUCAAGUUCACAAAGAAGCAGAUGAUUCUGUUGCAGAAAACGCGCGCGCGAUGCGAUGAGCUCAGCCGCCAACUUGAGUCAACAACUCAGAACGCCACUCCACCUACGGGCGACUCCUCCCUCAUUGAGGAGUUGAGCGUGAAGGUGAGCUCUGUUCUGCAUGAGAAGGCAGAAAUUGAGCUGCAAUUGAAGGAUGCAAAGGCCGGCUCAGCGCGGCUGGAGCGUGAGCUGGAGCGCGCCCGCUCACGACACCACGAGCAGGACGUCCUGCAUGAGGCACACGCCGCAGAGCUGGGCGAGCGGCUCGCCGAGACAGCCGCCCACGCGCUGCGCCUACAGGCCGACGUGGAACGGCUCACGUCCGAGCUGGAGAUAGGCCAGCGGGCGGGAGCCACUGCCACCGUGGAGAAGAGGGAGGAGGAGAUGGAGCAGCCAAGACGGGAGAAUCUGCGGAGCGUGGAGAGGAUGGUGGCAGAGUAUGAGCAGUGCGGCGACGUGGAGGCGGAGGUGGAGGAGGGAGCGACAAGAGCGAAAAUCCUGGAGCUCUUGCAUCAGUUGGAUAGGAUGAAGGCCCUUCACUGUGAAGAGGUGGAGAAGCUUAGGUCGCUUACACAUGAGGAGGUUGAGACUAUUAAGGUGCAACACUGUGAAGAGGUGGAGAGGUCGAAGGCCCUUUACUGUGAAAAGGUGGAGCAGCUUCGGUCACUUUCAAAUGAAGAGGCUGAGAAAAUGAAGGCUGUGCACUGUGAAGAGGUGGAGAGGAUGGUGGCCCUCCACAAGGAAGAGGUGGAGAAGCUUAAGUCACUUCCACAUGAAGAGGUGGAGAGGAUAAAGCUAGAAUUUGAUGAAGAGGUGGAUAAACUCAAGUCUAGUCACUCUGAAGAGAUGAAGCAGAUGAAGAUCCUUCACAGUGAGGAGGUAGAGAGGCUGAAGUCACUUCCACAUGAAGAGGUGGAGAGGAUGAAUGCCCUUCACUGUGAAGAGGUGGAAAGGAUGAUGACCAUCCACAAGGAAGAAGUGGAGAAGCUCAAGUCACUUCCACAUGAAGAGGUGGAGAGGAUAAAGCUAGAAAUUGCUGAAGAGGUGGAGAAACUCAAGUCUAAUCACUCUGAAGAGAUGGAGCAGAUGAAGAUCAUUCACAGUGAGGAGGUGGAGAGGCUGAAGACACUUCCACAUAGUGAGGUGGAGAAAUUGAAUGCUCUUCACUCUGAAGAGAUGGAGAGGAUGAUGGUGGAACACUCUGUUGAGGUGGAGAAACUGAAAUAUACUCAUCAACAAGAGGUUGAAAAUCUAACAUCUGCUCACACAAAAUAUGUGGAACAACUGAAGUGUGAUUGUGGUGAAGACGAUCAACAUCAGCAAUCAGUUCCGGGUAAAGAGGUGGAGAAGAUGAAAGCACUUCACAGAGAUGAGGUGGAACAACUGAAGUCUGAUCAUGGUGAAGAGGUGGAGAGGCUGCAGUCACUUUUUAGUGAAAAGGUAGAGAAGCUGAAGUGCCUUCACAGUGAAGAGGUGGAGAAGAUGAGAGCCAAUUAUUAUCAAGAGGUGGACAGUCUACCAUCUUUUCACAGGGAAGAGGUGGAACAACUGAAGUCUGACUACUGUGAAGAGGUGGAAAAUAUGAAGACCCUGCAUACAGAAGAGAUCGAGAGACUGAAGAAUGAUCAGUGUGAAGAGGUCCAAGAGCAGACAUCAGUUCCAGAUGAAGAGGUGGAGAGGCUAAAAGCACUUCACAUAGAUGAGGUGGAACAACUGAAGUCUAAUCAUGGUGAAGAGGUGGAAAGGCUCAAGUCUACCAAUUAUGAAGAGGUGGAGAGACUGCAGUGCCUGUCCAGCGAAGAGGUGGAAAGGUUGAAAGUCGAUCAUAAACACGAGAUUGAAAAUCUGUCGUCAGCUCACAGAGAGGAGGUGGAUCAACUGAAGAAAUAUUAUGAUGAAGAUUUGGAGAAUCUGAAGUGCCUUAACAAUGAAGAGGUGGGGAAAAUGAGAGCUGAUCAUCAUCAGGAGGUGGACAGUCUAACAUCUGCUCACAGGGAAGAUGUGGAACAACUGAAGUCUGACUUUGAUAAAAAGGUAGAUUCGCUCAAGUCUGCCCACUGUGAAGAGGUGGAGAAGCUAAGUGAAGCGGUGGAGAAAUUAAUAGCGGAUCAUCAGCAAGAGGUUGACGAACUCGUGUCUGCUCACAAAGAAGAGGUGGAACAACUGACGCGCAAUCAAUGUGAGCAAGGUUCAGUCACUGUGGAGAAACUGCAAGCUCUUCAUAAUGAAGAGAUGGAAAACAUGAGAGCCGAUCAUUGCCAGGUGGUGGACAGCCUAACAUCUGCUCACAGAGAUAAUUUGGAACAACUGAAAACACUUCCUGAGGAAGAGGUGGAGAAGCUGAAGGGCCUUCACGGUGAAGAGAUAGAGAAAAUGAGAGAAGGUCAUCUGCAAGAGGUUGAAAAUCUGGUGUCUGCUCAUAGAGAAGAGGUGGAGAAACUGAAGUCCAAUCACUGUGAAGAGGUGUAUAGGCUAAAAGUUCAUCACAAGGAUGAGGUUGGCAAAAUAACGGUUGAUCAUGAAGAAGAGGUGGAGAGACUGAAAUAUCUUCACAUAGAAGAGGUGGGGCAGCUGAGAUGCGAUUAUGACAGUCGGCUAGAAAGUCUUCGGUGCCAUCACGCCGAGGUAGUGCAGAGGCUAAAUGAUGAGCACCAAGUAGAGGUGGAAGGGCAGACAACUCUUGUCAAAGAAAAGAUGGAAAAGCUGAGGUGUAACCACAGCAAAGAGGUAGAAAUCCUUAAGUCUUGUCAUCAAGACGAGGUGAAGAGGAUAAGUUUGGCGCACACAGAAGAGGUCAAAGAUGUGAAUUCUGUCCAAGCGGUAGUUGUUGAUCAUGCUGUGUCCCAUCAUGACAAGACCGAGAAGAAGGAAGGGGUGGAGGUGGUGGUGGAGCGGGAAGAGGUGCAGGAGAUGACGGGUGAGGACACGCAGCUACACGCUAGGGAGGUGGAGUGGGGCACCGUGGCCAGUGUGAGGGCAAACACUGGGAAUCGAGGGGGCAGCACACAGGAUCAGGAGGGAAGCAAAGAAGAUCAAGAGAGAAUCUCUGAUAAUAGGGAGGGCAGCAUAGUGGGAAGCCUGCGUGGCAUUCGGGCCAUUUUGCUGCACCACUGUGCCUCAGAAGCAGAAAAGAACCAAGAACGUCUAACCCACAUGGCAAGCCAGCUGCAGGUUCUCCUCCGUGAGAUGGAGCAGGAUGAAGAGCCCCCGGGCGAAGGCGAUGGCGAGCAGGAGGAGGCUGCAAACCGGACAUUGCAGAGCAAGUGGCGGGAUCGGACGAUGGAUGCUGCGAGCAGGUUGAGAGAGACGCUGGAAGUGGCUGUUGAUACCAGCGGGCUGCUGUGUGGAGAAAUGAGACGGCUGCUGGAGGAGGACAAGGUUGAGGAGAAGGAGGCGGAGGAGGAGCAUGUGGUGGGACUAGGAGCUACUGGCUCUGUGGCCUCAACAGAGGUGGAGGAACUUCGCUCACAAAUAGUUGCUCUGCGUGAGGGCGAGGAGAAGAUGAACAAGAUGAAGGCGGUGGCUGUGAAAGCGCGGAGAGAACUCGACAUAUGUCGUAAACAGGUUCAGCAGCUGACAGAGGAGUUGGCGUCUGUGCGUGCGGAGAGAGCCUCAGCCCUGGGCUCCCUCGCGGAGCUCACUCAGGAGACCAACAGCUUCAAGAGCCUGCAGGUGGAGUUUGAGAAGCUGGCCAGGAGUCUUGAUGAAGAGAGAGAGAAAUCGAAAGCUGCAGACAAGAGGAUCGAACAACUUUGCAGAAGUCUUCAGGGCAGUACGCAGGAGUACGAGUCUGUGCGUGCGGAGAGGGAGGCCAUCGCCGGCCGCCUGAACCUGGCCGAGGCCACGGUGCGGAGAAUGACGGCAGCACUGGCGGAGGCUCAGAAGGGGCUCAAUGCUGAGCGCAGCCUCCACCAGCACACGGCCACGGAAUCCCAGGCUGCCCACCGGGAGCUGGAGGAGAGUCGCCGGGAGCUGGAGGAGAGUCGCCGGGAGCUGGAGGAGAGUCGCCGGGAGCUGGAGGAGAGUCGCAAGGAGGCUCGCCGGGGCGAACUGCUGGCAUUGGAGGUGGGGGACCUGGAGCGAGCAAGUUCCGACCUGCGCUCGCGCCUUGCCGAGCGAGACGCCACCAUUGCCGCCAUGAGAGACCUCGCGGAGACCCACGGAGCCACCGCCACCACCAUGAGGGCCGACCACGAGUCACUAAAAGCUUCUCUGGAGGCAUCGGAAGAGCGGAACGGAAAGAUGAAGCAGCUUCUUGUCAAGAUCAAGAAAGAACUUGCGGAUUCUCGUAAAACCGAAGCCGAGCAGCAGGCCAUUCUCGACACCUCACAGUCUCAGUUGGAGCAAGCCCAGCAACAGAUGGAAGAACAAAAGCUGCUGCUGGCGGAGGUGAGCGGGGAGAAGCACCGCUGCCAGGAGCAGUCCCGCGUGGCCGCCCUGCAGCACCAGGCCGCCGUGACGGCGCUCACGCUCAGGGCCGCCGUGCUGGAGGAGGCAUGCUCCUCCACCAAGGCGGAGUUGAAGUCGGUGCGUGCCGAGUUUGAGGCUUACAAGGUGCGCGUGCACAGUGUCUUCAAACAGCAGAAGUCUCGCUCGCCCGCCGUCGCCCCAACCGACUUGGCUGAGAAAGAGAGCGAGCGCCUGUCGGGGCUGGUGGAUCAGCUGACGCUGCGGCUGCAGGAGACGCGCGUGGCGUUGGAUGUGAGCCGAGGGGACGCUGAGGAGCUGGUGGUACAGGUGGAGGCUCUGACGGGGAGGCACGCACUUGCCCAGAGGGAGCACGCGGAAACGCAGGCCAGGUUGCAGCACGAGUUGACUGCGGUGCGGGCUGAAUGCGCGUGUCUGCGUGCAGAGCUGACGAGCUCCAUCACGACACUCAGAGCUCAGAGUGAGUCCGAGAAAGGAGCAUUGAAAGAACAGGUGAAGCGAGCGGAGGCAGAAAGGGACGAGAGUCGCCGCGCCGCUCACGACAUGCACGGCCGAGUGAGCCGUCUUGAGGCACAGGCGCUCGGCGCCAGCAGCCCGGCGGUAACUGCCCAGGCCUCCGCACAGGCCCCAGGCCGAACAGGGGCCCGGGAGGGGCUGGAGGCGGGGGGCUCGUGGGGUGUGGCGGCUCGCGAAGAGGGGGAGGGGAUGGAGGAAUCGGGGCCCCGAGCCCCACCGUGCCCCCCCUCCCUGCCCCCCACCCCGCAGCAGUCUCCCUCGCUGGAGCAACUCCUCAACAGCACAGAUGUCAAGAGUGUCGGCCCCGUGGGGCUGGAGCCGUCGAGCGAGCAGCUGGCGUUGGCGCUGGGCGCCGCGUCGCGCCGGGCCGACCACCUGAGCGAGGUGCUGCACGAGGCAGAGGCCACUAACGCUGUCCUGUUGGAGCAGAUCAAGGUGCUCAAGAGUGAGGUGCGCCGGCUGGAGCGCAACGCGGAGCGCGACGGCGCCGUCUCCAGCCUUGAGUACCUCAAGAACGUGCUGCUCAAGUUCGUAUCGCUGCCACCGGGCAGCGAGCGCCAGGCCCUGCUGCCCGUGCUGCACACCCUGCUGAGGCUCAGCCCUGAGGAGCGUGGCCUUCUCGCUCACAUUGCCAACGGAGAGGAGGAGCUGGACUCGGGUGGCGCGUCAGGAGGUUGGGUCUCCUAUCUGCCCAGCUGGUCCGGGUUACGCUAGAGGGAGCCACUCGCCCACGCACACACACAAUGCACAGUGGGCGACACCACACAGACCACGCCGUACAGCUCAGUGGGAAGACCGUGUUCAAGGCAAAGGAAAAUCCUCCACUAGAGGGAGCUCUCGUGUGCUGUUUGAUGUCCUACACACUAACCAGAUGUGUUGGAAGAGGGUCAGGGUUCCAACACUUCACUCUGCCACACGCAAUGCUGAUCGUAGACGGUGGUGAGCCCGAUUAAUUGUAUGGGUGGGCAGAGGUGGUGGGGGGGCGUUUAAGAAACGUGUACCCCAUUAUAACCGCCACGCCAAGAUCAAUUCGAACCAGCGACCCCGGAAAAGCAUUGCUCCUCGCACGCGCAAGUCGGGCCCUGAGCCUAGGAAUCGAUGUAAUUCAGCAUAAUAUAACAAACUCGACACACGUGUGUCAGUAAUGCUGAAUAGCGCAUGUAAUCGGCGACGUUUCCGUUGAUGGACCUUCGUCACACAGCACACAGAGAGGCCAGGAAUACGGGGUAGAUGACAUUGUAGUUGGAGAUGACACUGUGCACACCAUGGAUACCAAGGGGCCUGGGUAGAAAUGCAAUUUAAAAUAUUUUCCAGAUUUAACUUUUUUUACAAAUGUUUCCAAACACUCUUUGGUUGCAAUUUAAAAUAUUUUCCAGAUUUAACUUUUUUUACAAAUGUUUCCAAACACUCUUUGGUUCUUUCGGUAAAGUCACGUAGAAAGGAAAAAAAAUCACGACGUUUCGAUUGCAGCACAAGCAACCGUCAGAUGCAAGCUCGGAGACAGACAUAUACAGUGAGAGAGACACACAGAGAGAGAGAGACACUGAGAAACAACGCCUCUGUGAUGAGGUAUAGUAUAGAGAUCAGCGGCAUGGGGGAGAGAGAGGGGGGGUGGCAGAGAAAUUAGCAUGUCCAAUGAGAGACAAAUGCAGUCACGAAAGCUUCAAAUCAAGAUUGUUUCCAAACAGUCUCGUAUGGGCAUUUGAACAGUUACCCCUGAGUAGAUAUUUAUAUAACACAUUCACACACACACACGCUAACACACACACACACGUUAAUACACACAUGUUAACACAGGCACACAUUCGACCCACAUUCACACAUGUAACAAAGACAAAGAUCUUCCGUCUAACUUCAGCAAACUGUUGGGGUAAGUGCUGUUGGGGAGCACGUAUGAAGGCUGUUAUGGCACAAGAGAGGGUGGGUGGCCAGCACCACGCCCGGCCACCUUUGUUUUCCUUUUAGCGAGGUUUACACACCGCACCAGUAACUCAUUUAAGACUGAGUCGGCCUAAGGGAGGCCUAGAACCGGUUCAGAUAUUCGUCAUCGAUGUUGAUUGUGAGCAGGAAUUGAGCUCUGGUCACCGGGUUUGUAGUCCAGUGCCCUAACCACUGUGCCACCGCUCCCUACAAUCCAGGUCAAUGGUCAGCUCAGAGCCAGUGUUGGAUAAUUCCACAUUCCCAUGGCAGAGGUCAGUCUUCCCAUAGGAUGACCCAUGCUGCUUUCCUGCAAAGUAGUUGUUUAUUUUUUAUCAACCCCAGAGUAAUGAUGAUGGGUUUGACUCCCAAGAUUCGAACUCAUCAGUUGUAGCCACCAGUGAUGCUUGUCCUGAUUGGGGUUUAUGGUGCAAUAGCCGGGGACUGUGGGCACAGUAGUAGUCUUUUUUGAGUUCAAAGUUCUGGGCAAUUAAUUUUAUUUUGCACUUCUCUGCUGAUUGGAUCAGUGGUUUGCGGGACGCGUGCGGUGUGAUUGCUCGGUCUGUGAGGUGACGCAGCCCGCAGUGAAUCCAAGGUGUAACUUCCCUUCGUUGAUGGGCAGACGAUUCAUCUUCUCCCUUUAUCUGUCUCUCCACAUGAAAAAAAUUUACUUUUUUUUUACACAUCUCAUCAGCCACACGGCCGUCUGGGAGUGCAUAAUUUCAGCAGCAUUGGCUCACCACGAGAAAAACGCUUGACUGGUUUUGACGUUCAUUGUCUCAUCAUCAGUCAAGAUUUCCUGAGCCAAUGGUGGUGAACUGCCAGAUGUUUAUAGGCAAGAGCCCUCUUAAAGAUGGGUCCUAGCUUUACGUAAAACUCUUGAUACACAACAAAACCUAAUCAAGAGUGUUUUGGAGACUAUAAUAAAAUAACUAAGCAAACAGUGUCUCCACGUAUCUGCUCCUCUACAUUAUUUUUUUUCAAGCAUCGUUUACACAUUCCAUCAGCCACAAUGCCAGAUACGUAAAAGAGGUGUAUUGUCUGCGUAUUUAGCUUCAUGGAGCCAUCGUCUUUGAUGGCUCAGGGCUUUAAUCACACCUAGCAGAACGCUGUCUCUUUCUUGUCAAAUCGCUCCAAGCUCAGUUCUCGCUCCUGGGUUCAAGCGGUCAUGACUGCUGAUGAGACACUGAAUGUUAAAUCCAGUCCAGGGUAUUGCUGUCUUAAAGCUCUGCUGCUGAAAUAAAUUAACUGCCGGAAGACUUUGGCUGAUGGGAUGUGUGAAAAAUAACCUAUUUUAUUUUAUAAUGAUAAUAAUUUCAACGUUUAACACGCCGCCAUACAAUAUUCGGAGAGAGAGGACGACUCGGAGACACGAGGAGCUACAGACGAGCGAGUGCGAACGUGGCCACCGGCUGAGCGAGUGCCAACAAUCGCCCAAGCUCUGCUGCUCUCUAUACGGGGUGGCCCGGAAGUCAGACACACAGGGUUAUUGAAACAUUUAAUUGUUUAUUUUUUGUUAUAUAGGAAAGAGCCCUUUUAAAGAUGGGUCCUAGCUUUAUGCUUGGACCCAUCCAGCAUCAUUGGGCGAUUUGCCAGAAUAGUGAACCAAUCUACCUCUGUUCUUAAAUAGAGCAAGAUGACGUCAUCACUGAACACAUCAGGUGCAGAGAUCAGAGACGUAUUCAAAUUUUAAAUGUUGUGGAUUUAAUCUCCAACACACCGGUGGGCUGUAGUAGCUAAUUGGCACGUUGUUUACGUGACAAACCUUACUGGCUGUGUCGGGUGGUGGAGGGUUACGACACAUUUAUACUGACGCGAUCUAACCCAAAAACCUUUAUUAUGGAUAAUAUUGGUCGCGAAAGUCUACGUGUUCAACUAUUUGUUAUCUAUUGUCAUUAUUAAUAUCAAUAUUUCUUCCUGUGGGGAUACAUCAAAUCUGUCAUUUACAAAACUUGACCAAGAACCAUGAAUUAAUUGAGACGAAAUAUAAUUGAUGAUUGUUCAAAGAUUACACAGUCUAAUCUUUUUUAAAACGGCUAAUUAAUUUCUUAAUAUAAUUUUUGCACGUAUUCAUUUGAUGGAAGUCAGUUUGAACGUUUCUUAAAUUAUUCAAACGAAUAUAAUGACCUUGUGUGUCCUAAUUCUUGGGCCACCCUGUAUAUAAAGGUUUUAUCGGACAAUCAGUGGAAGAAUUCCGGAGCACCUGGAGAACACCCACACAUG